AUGACGAUUUUCUUCAUUGCCUUUAUAACAAAAACAGUGACUCCAUUUCUGAGGUUCAAUACAACCGCCACCCCGAAACCACUAGUCAUUGUUAGCCCUGUGAAUGUUUCCCAGAUUCAAGAUGUUGUUAUUUGUUCCAAGAAACAUGGCUUGCAAAUUAGAGUGCGUAGUGGUGGCCAUGACUUUGAGGGUCUUUCUUAUGUUUCCAUUGUCCCCUUUGUCCUUGUUGAUCUUAUUAAUCUUCGAAUGAUCAACGUUGAUGUUGAGAAUAGCAAUGCAUGGGUUGAAGCUGGGGCAACUUUAGGUGAAGUUUAUUAUAGAAUUGCUGAGAAAAGCAAAACUCUUGCUUUUCCUGCUGGUGUUAGCCCUACUGUGGGUGUUGGUGGGCACUUCAGUGGAGGAGGAUCCGGCAUGAUUCUCCGUAAAUUUGGCCUAGCCGCAGACCAUAUCACCGAUGCUGUAUUAGUUGAUGUUGAAGGUAGAAUACAUGACAGAAAAUCAAUGGGAGAAGAUUUAUUUUGGGCCAUUCGAGGCGGUGGAGGAAACACCUUCGGCAUCGUUGUUGCAUGGAAACUAAACUUGGUUCCAGUUCCACCUAUUGUGACUGCUUUCAAUGUCUCAAGAACCUUGGAACAAAAUGCAACAAAGCUUGUCCACCGGUGGCAAUUCGUAUCAAACAAACUUCAUGAAGAUAUUUUCACAAGAAUUUUCCUAAGGAAGGUUGAAUCUAGCCAAAGAGGAAAGACUACAAUACAAGCUGCAUUCACUACCUUAUUUAUUGGUGAGGUAGAUAGGCUUCUUUCAUUGAUGCAAGAGAGCUUUCCCGAGCUCGGUUUGGUGAAGGAAGAUUGCAUUGAAAUGAGCUGGAUCGAGUCAGUUCUCUAUUUUGCCGGAUUCCCAAGCAACACAUCUUUAGAUGCUUUACUUGAUAGGACUCCUAUAUCUGAUGUAUUUUUCAAAAUAAAAUCAGACUACGUGAAGGAACCUUUACCGGAAAUCGCAUUGGAGGGUAUUUGGGAAAGGAUGGAUCAAUUAGAGGUCCAGAUAUCUGAAUUGCAAUUUACUGCGUAUGGAGGCAAGAUGGAUGAGAUAUCAGAGUCCAGCCUUCCAUUUCCACAUAGAGCUGGAAUUAUAUAUCAAAUUGAAUACGCGGUGCUUUGGGAAGAAGAAAGUAGUGAGGCAUCCCAACGGUAUAUAAGUUGGAUAAGAAGGCUACUCAAUUACAUGACUCCUUACGUUUCAAAAAAUCCUCGACAAGUAUAUGUGAAUUAUAGAGAUCUUGACCUUGGAAUCAAUAAACUUGAUGGCAACACAAGUUACAAACAAGCAAGCAUCUGGGGCAGGAAAUAUUUCAAGAAUAACUUUGAUAGGCUGGUACGGGUGAAGACUGCAGUUGAUCCUGCUAAUUUCUUUAGGCAUGAACAAAGCAUUCCUCCUCUCUCAUCUUGGUGAUAGGAGAGAGUUACAAAAUGGUACAAAACAGCAUAUAUGAUAAAUUAAAGGAUGUGUUUCGUCUCUCUUAGACAUCAAUAAAAGCUCCCACGCACUGUUUUGAUCUUUCAAUGUAAUGUAAUGUAAUGUAAUUGCACGUUCAGUGUCUAUCAAGUGUGAGCACAUACAAAUUAAUCAAAUAAAUAAAAGCAUCCUUGCUAAUGAUUUAUAGCA
Populus trichocarpa (black cottonwood) is the source of this 1665-nucleotide messenger RNA. RefSeq names its product tetrahydroberberine oxidase. The transcript is spliced from 2 exons. Lineage: Eukaryota; Viridiplantae; Streptophyta; Magnoliopsida; Malpighiales; Salicaceae. Bases 1 to 1452 code for a protein of 483 amino acids. The record is from RefSeq and is a predicted model, not a curated record. Gene Ontology annotation, molecular function: oxidoreductase activity; FAD binding.